CUGGAGGAGGUGUGGCCGCCGCCAUCUUGCUUUCUAAGCUCAGGGACAUUGAGGGCACAGGUUGACUGGUGGCGGUCUUCCCAUCUUCAGUACAGAGCAACUCACCUUCUACACCGGCCACACCAUGCUUUCCAGAGUCGCCCUCGUCUCGGCCUCUGCCUUGAAGAACUCUGCUCCUAUGAGUGCCAGCAUGCUGAAUGUAUGCAGGGGUUUUCACACAGGGCAGCCAGCCUUAGCUCCUGUGCCCCCCCUUCCAGAGAAAGGUGGCAAAGUACGCUUUGGGCUUAUACCAGAAGAAUUCUUCCAGUUCCUCUAUCCUAAAACUGGAGUCACAGGCCCUUAUAUGUUUGGUACUGGACUCCUGGUGUACAUUCUGUCCAAGGAAAUCUACGUCAUAAACCAUGAGACCUUUGCUGCAGCCUGCAUUGCCAUUUGUCUGUUUUACGGUAUCAAGAAAUUUGGACCUAGUGUGGCAGCUUUUGCUGAUGAACUCAAUAAUGAGAAAGUUGCAAAAGCUCAAGCAGUGAAAGAUUCGGCAAUUAAGAAUCUUGAGCGUGCAAUUGAGGAAGAAACAAAAGAACAGUGGAGGGUAGAAGGACGAAACAACCUAUUUGAUGCCAAAAGGAACAAUAUAGCAAUGCUGUUGGAGAUCAACUAUAGGGAGAGGUUGCUGAAUGUAUAUAAUGAGGUCAAGAAGCGUCUGGACUACCAAGUGGGUCUGCAGCACCUUCAGCGCCGCAAGGAGCAGGAUCACAUGAUCAGCUGGGUAGAAAGCAAUGUGAGGCAGAGCAUUACACCACAGCAGCAAAAGGAGAGCAUUGCCAAGUGUAUCUCAGACCUGAAACUUCUAUCAAAGUCUGCACAAGCUACAGCCUGAGUUUUUGUUUUUUUCUCUUACGCUGCAGACCUGCUAUGUAUAAAUCUUAAUUAAAUGUUUCCACAAUGUA
Molecule: messenger RNA, 947 nt
Organism: Bombina bombina (fire-bellied toad)
Lineage: Eukaryota; Metazoa; Chordata; Amphibia; Anura; Bombinatoridae
Gene: ATP5PB
Product: ATP synthase peripheral stalk-membrane subunit b
Exons: 7
Coding region: 125-877 (250 amino acids)
Biological process (GO): proton motive force-driven ATP synthesis
Molecular function (GO): proton transmembrane transporter activity
Source: RefSeq, a predicted model, not a curated record